Ustilaginoidea virens is the source of this 921-nucleotide messenger RNA. RefSeq lists its product as uncharacterized. Lineage: Eukaryota; Fungi; Ascomycota; Sordariomycetes; Hypocreales; Clavicipitaceae. Gene Ontology annotation, biological process: fungal-type cell wall organization. The record is from RefSeq and is a predicted model, not a curated record. Gene Ontology annotation, cellular component: fungal-type cell wall. The transcript has a single exon. Bases 1 to 921 code for a protein of 306 amino acids. Gene Ontology annotation, molecular function: structural constituent of cell wall.
AUGAACUCUGUCAAAGCAGUCAUCCUCGGCUCGGCCGUCGCCAGCGCUUCCGCCUUUGUUGGCCGCGGCAUGAACAUCACGACGACUCCUACCGUCCCCGGCACCGUCUGGACCACCGAGGUUGUCACCGCCCUUACCACCUACUGCCCCGAGGCUGGCGUCGUCACCGUCGGCAACAAGACCUACACCGUCACCGAAGCCACCACCCUGACCAUCACCGACUGCCCCUGCACCGUCCACAAGCCCGUUCCCACCGGCACCCCAGACUGCCCCAAGAAGUGCAGCGACGAGUGGACCGCCUGCAGGGUGAAGCCAGGUGCCAACAUGGCCUCGUGCGCCAGCGACUACGCCAACUGCGUCGGCUUCGUGCCCACCAACUCCGCGGGCGCCGUCACCACCGCCACCACCUGCGCCUCCGGCCCCGCUCCCACCGGCCCCGCUCCCACCGGCACCACCCCUGACCAGGACUGCCCUGCCAAGUGCCUGGCCGCCAUGAACGACUGCAAGAGCAAGCCCGGCGCCAACAUGUCCUUCUGCACCUCCGAGUACGUCAAGUGCGUCGGCUUCAUGCCCACUGCCCCCAACGGCGCCGUCGGCAUCGCCACCGUCUGCUCCGGCCCCGCGCCCACCGGUCCUGCUCCCACUGGCGCCAGCCCCCCUGCCCAGGAUUGCGCUGCCAAGUGCCUGUCCGCCAUGAACGACUGCAAGAGCAAGCCCGGUGCCAACAUGUCCUUCUGCACCUCCGAGUACGUCAAGUGCGUCGGCUUCAUGCCCACUGCCCCCAACGGCGCCGUCGGCAUCGCCACCGCCUGCGCCACCGCCACCCCCACCACUACCGGCCCUCCCGUCGUCACUGCCGCGGCCGGACGCGCUGUUCCUGGCGUGGCUCUGCUUGCCCUGGGUGCCGUCGCCCUUCUGUAA